CUGCUGGGCUGCUGUUGCGCGGAGCGGUCGGUAGGCAGAGGGAGGACUGGGAGGAGAGCGGCUGCAUUGUAACUGUGGAGCAGAAGAACAGAGGGAAAAGGGGAAAGUGGGCUACAGAUCACACUCCACUGGAGACACAGAGCCUGAAGUCGCGGAGUGAGAAACACCGGCUUCGUAAACAGCGAAGAUGAAGAUCAGGUGACGAUUUACCGGUGUGUUUCAGGCUGAUUGUGUGGACAAGGGGUGAAACUUAAUCCAGUGACCGAGGAGUGAAAGGCCAAGUCCGGAUCUGUCGCUCCGAGGAGAGCUGCUUUCUGAACAGCAGCCCGAGCAGCUGCUCACCUCCCGACCCCCCGAGGAGCUCCCAGCAGCACGCGGGACACGGCUCCCUCCACACACGCGCUACAGUCCUGCGCCCAGACUUAAUAUAAACUACAUUAUCCGGGUUAACGUUAGCCCAGUCUGGGUCCAAACGGACCGCUCUGCAGUGCGGAGUGACUCAAACCACACAGGGAAAUGAGAAAAUAAAACAGCACAGAACUCUGUUUAGCGAUCCCGAGAAGAACUUCUUCAGACUUGUCUCUGUUUAUCCGCUCGGGGGUCCGGGUCCGCCUGCAGACUCACACGGUCGCGUGCGGCUUUCGGGCUAAAUGGUGAAUAAACGCCGAUCAGGGGUCGCUGAUUAAAGUGCUGUAGGCUCUGAUACUUUAAUCCGGCGCAAAAGUUGGAGGUAAAGCGGCGGAAGUCCCUCCUGGAUGGAAGAUCUGUCGGGAAUGUACCGUGUUGGUGCUUCUGGCACAGAGACGGAUUCGAUGGCUGGCGACGUGGACUCGGUUCAAGAAGGCAUUAUUUCUUUAGACCCGGUGUUGGACGGCAUUUUAACCGACUCGUUUUGCCAGCAGCAAGGAUGGGUCCGAGUGCACGAUGUGAAAGGUCCACCAAGUCACCACUUUUCUUGUGGCCUGUUGCCAUUCUCCACACCUGGCGUCUGGGAGAGGAAGUACUGCAUCCUUACAGACAGACAGCUCAUCCUGUUUAACAAAGAGGAAGAGAUACCGGCAGAGGUCCAGGACAGCCCGGCAGCCACGCCCUCCAAGAGUCGCAGUCUGCGGAGAACCGUCAGUGUCCCCUCUGAGGGACAGUUCCCCGAGUAUCCAGCAGAGGGAGCCCCCAUGUUGGAAGUGUCUGCUGAACACUCGCCUCGUCGGAGGAGCAUUUCAGGCCUGGGCUUCACAGAGAAGAAUGUGUCCACUAACGUACCCAACUCCUCGCCUUUCAAAGUGCCGGGUUUUUUCAGCAAGCGACUUAAAGGUUCCAUUAAAAGGACAAAGAGCCAAACCAAACUGGACCGAAACUUAAGCUUCAGGCUGACCUCACUGCGGCCCACUGAAAACGACAGAUCACGAGGUCUUCCCAAAUUGAAAGAGUCAUGUUCCCACGAAUCUUUGCUGAGUCCGGGAAGUGCCGUGGAGGCUCUAGAUCUCAGCACUGAAGAGGAUGUAUACAUCAAACCUCUGCACAGCAGUGUGUUAGGCCAGGAGUUCUGCUUCGAGGUGACGUACUUAGGGGGCAGCAAGUGUUUCAGCUGCACCUCGGCCUCUGAGAGAGACAAAUGGAUGGAGAACCUCAGAAGAACUGUGCAGCCAAAUAAGGACAACUGCCGGCGGGCAGAGAAUGUCCUUCGCCUGUGGAUUAUUGAGGCCAAAGACCUGCCACCCAAGAAGAAGUACUUUUGCGAGCUCUGCCUGGACGAUGUCUUGUACGCCCGCACGACCAGCAAGCAGCGCUCUGACUGCCUGUUUUGGGGUGAGCAGUUUGAAUUUGCAGGCCUCCCCACUGUAAACAGCAUCACGGUUCACAUCUACCGUGAUGCUGACAAGAAAAAGAAAAAGGACAAGAACAACUAUGUGGGACUGGUCAACAUCCCUGUGCAUAGUGUAAGUGGUCGACAGUUUAUGGAAAAGUGGUACCCAGUCAGUACACCCACCAUUAGCAAGGCCAAGGGUGGCAGCCCCUCUAUCCGCUUAAAGACUCGCUUUCAAACAAUGUCCAUCCUGCCGAUGGAGCAGUAUAAGGAGUUUGCAGAGUUUGUGACCAGCAACUACACCAUGCUGUGUUCGAUCCUGGAGCCUGUAAUCAGCGUGAGGAAUAAGGAGGAGAUGGCCAGCGCACUGGUACACAUUCUGCAAAGUACAGGAAAAGCCAAGGACUUUCUGACAGACCUGGUGAUGUCUGAGAUUGAUCGCUGUGCAGAUCACGAUGUGCUGAUCUUCAGGGAAAACACUCUGGCUACCAAAGCCAUAGAGGAAUACCUCAAACUAGUGGGCCAGAAGUACCUGCAUGAUGCCCUAGGGGAGUUUAUAAAGGCUCUGUACGAAUCGGAUGAGAACUGUGAGGUGGAUCCCUCAAAGUGCUCCAGCAGCGAGCUGCCCGAACAGCAGAGCAACCUAAAAAUGUGCUGUGAGCUGGCUUUCUGCAAGAUAAUCAACUCCUACUGUGUGUUUCCACGUGAGUUGAAAGAAGUGUUUGCAGCGUGGAAGCAGCAGUGCCAGUCUCGGGGGAAGCAGGAUAUCAGCCAGCGGCUUAUUAGCGCCUCACUAUUUCUGCGCUUCCUCUGUCCAGCUAUCAUGUCGCCUUCCCUCUUUAACCUCAUGCAGGAAUAUCCAGAUGACCGCACCUCUCGCACACUUACGCUUAUUGCCAAAGUCAUCCAGAACCUCGCCAACUUCACCAAAUUUGGCAACAAGGAAGAAUACAUGGCCUUUAUGAAUGACUUCCUGGAGCAUGAGUGGGCAGGAAUGACCCGCUUUCUGCUGGAAAUCUCCAACCUUGAGACCAUCUCCAGCACCCCAGGUUUUGAAGGUUACAUCGACCUAGGCCGGGAACUGUCUCUGCUGCAUGCUUUGCUGUGGGAGGUGGUGUCACAGCUAGACAAGGGUGACAAUUCCUUCCUGCAGGCAACGGUGGCCAAACUGGGGCCCCUGCCACGUAUACUUGGAGAUAUUACACGCUCGCUUUCCAGCCCCACACUCAUACAGCAGCAGCUGAGACUCUUCCAAGACUACAACACCACCAACGACAUCAGCGGCAGUGUCUCCUCAGGACUACAAAGGAUUUUUGAGGACCCAACAGACAGUGAAAUUCAAGCCAGAGUCAAAUCUCCAGUUCAAGGGCACAUAGAGGUUUUGAUGCAAAUGAAGCCACAGUCACUGCACAGCAUGAGCUUUUCAGAUAAAGAGGAGCAAGAAAGCCAUCUCCCUAACGGCCGUAGCAUCUCUCUCAUGGACCUCCAGGGCUCUGUGAGAUCAGUUCCUCUUGAAACCCCUCCAAGGGUAAGUCGAGUAGGCUCCCAAACAUUCAUCGAUCAGCUACUACCCAUACCUCCCUACUUUCACCAUCCCAAGCAGCAGCAGCAGCCCCCUUGUGAGCCCAGAGCAGAAGUUGCACCUGGCGUCAACUUGCCCCAGAGUGCACCACAAGUGCGACGGCCAUUACACUCAACUGUAAUCCAGCAGUGUGGCCUGCAACCGCUGUCCUUCCAGAACCCCGUCUACCACCUCAGCAAUUUGCAUGUGUCGCAAGCCCGUUUAGCUGGUCCCCUGCAGUCCGACGCCAGCUCUGAAAACCUCAGCACCACAGGCAGCUCAUGCAGUGCCAGCCCUGGAGCCACACCCAGGAACUGCAUGCCUUCUACUGCCAACAGUGUGGAUGAGGCAGGACCAGGUCCCAGGGGUGUGCAGGGAGAAGAAGUGCCAACUGUGGCCGUCAGCGAACCCAACCACUGGCCCCCAGAGGCCCAGGCUGUGGCUGAGGCCAGGCAGCGCUGUGCUGGCACGGCACACAUCAUUAAAGUGGAGCAGCAGAGUCGAGGCCAGGCAGCAGCAGGAAAUGGAGCUUCCUGGUUACUGAAGUCAGUUUCCCACAGCACCCCACUGCAUGGUACAGCCAGCCUCAACACAGAGUCCCAGCAGCAGAGCAGUGCAUGCAACAGACAGCAAUCAACGUGUUCUCGGGAAAGCCCAAGGCCAAGCGGGUGCCCUAUCAGACAGCAGGUGCAGUCGCCAGUUGAAUCAGUCACAAUGUCUCCAGUAGAAAGGACCGCUGCAUGGGUGCUGAAUAACAGCCAAUAUGAGGAGGAGGACAUUCAGAGCAGAGAGGACGGCAAGCAUGUGGAGAAGUAUGAGCAAGAGAUCUCUAAACUGAAGGAGCGUCUGCAUGUGUCCAGCUGCCGACUGGAAGAGUAUGAGCGGCGGCUGCUGGCACAGGAGCAGCAGAUGCAGAGACUCCUGAUGGAGUACAAGGCUCGCCUGGAGGAGAGUGAGGAGCGUCUUUGCAGACAGCAGGACGAGAAGGACAACCAAAUGAAGAGCAUCAUCUGCAGAUUAAUGGCAGUGGAAGAGGAGCUGAAGAGAGAUCAUGCAGAGAUGCAGGCAGUCAUCGAUGCUAAACAGAGGAUCAUUGAUGCACAGGAGAAGCGAAUCAGCUCCCUGGAUGCAGCUAACGCGCGAUUAAUGAGCGCCCUCACUCAGGUCAAAGAACGCUACAGUGUGCAUAACAUUCGCAAUGGCCUUUCACCCACCAACCCCACCAAACUCUCCAUCACAGAAAAUGGCGAGUUCAAGAACAGUAGCUGCUGACUGCUGAAGGCUUUGGACAAGACAUGGCACCAUGUUCUCUAACUACUACAAAGCCUGUCUGCUUGAAAUGUAUGAAUGUUAAUGUAUAUAAACUGUAUCCUCAAUUGCUCGUGAGGUGCUACUGGAGGUAAAGGUUAUAAAGUGCUAAGAAGGUUUAAUUGUAUAUGACUUAUGUGGUAUAUAAAUGCUAAAACAACCAUUUUAAAUUUUAAGAUAUAUUUUUAAAUAUAUGAUGUAUUAAUAUGAAAUUAGAUUACUUGGAAGAGAAGGAUCAUGCCUUUGUUAUAUAGAUAUUUUGUGUGAAACAACUAAUUUUAGAUUAGAUUCAACAGGCAGGCAACAAAGUUCAUUAAAACCAAAAUGACUGACAAAAGUUUUAUUUGUGGUGUUUAAUUUGGUCAAAUAAGCUUUUUGUUUUCUUUUUGCUACAUUUUUCAUUUAGUGUGCUAGUAGGGUGGAUCGUUCCCAUCAUAGGCUGUCUGGGGUUCAGAUAAAUAAAGGUUCUUAGAGUAAGAAUAGUGCUCCUUUUUGAACUACCUGUUUGACUGCUUUAUAACAUCACUGCCCUUAUGUCCAUGUCUACUGCUAAACCAUACUGAUUUAAAUUCAUUUUUCAAUCAAAUGGUACAUUUCUACUGCAUGCUUUACAAUACUGCUCAAGUCCUCUCACAUUUCACAUUCCUCAAUCUUGUCACAUGUCUACUGGAAACACAUUGUAGAAGGCCACCCACAGUGUACAGCGCAGAAGGGAGUAGUGAUUGUGACUCACUGUGUCUGGAUAGAACUGUUUGUGCAAACAGACGAGUGAGUGACUUUCAGAAAUCAUAUCGUCCCACACCCAUAUUCUGCAGGGCAGUCCAGCUGUAUUUGGAUGCCAUGGGACCUGACAUUUUAAUUAAAGAGAAAAAACAAAAGAGAAUACAAAUUGUAUUAGUUCAUGUUUUUACUACCUCAGUGUUACCUUGCAUUGCACAGUAUUCUGUGUGCCUGGCUGUAUCAUAAACCAAUAAAUGUAUU
This is a messenger RNA of Astyanax mexicanus (Mexican tetra), 5654 nucleotides long. It is a transcript of the gene rasal2, whose product is annotated as RAS protein activator like 2. Gene Ontology annotation, biological process: regulation of GTPase activity. The transcript has 18 exons. NCBI's taxonomy places the organism in Eukaryota, Metazoa, Chordata, Actinopteri, Characiformes, Acestrorhamphidae. Bases 756 to 4637 code for a protein of 1293 amino acids. The record is from RefSeq and is a predicted model, not a curated record.